Myotis brandtii (Brandt's bat) is the source of this 661-nucleotide messenger RNA. Its product is annotated as C-C motif chemokine 15-like. Gene Ontology annotation, biological process: G protein-coupled receptor signaling pathway; cellular response to interleukin-1; monocyte chemotaxis. Gene Ontology annotation, cellular component: extracellular region. NCBI's taxonomy places the organism in Eukaryota, Metazoa, Chordata, Mammalia, Chiroptera, Vespertilionidae. The record is from RefSeq and is a predicted model, not a curated record. The transcript has 4 exons. Gene Ontology annotation, molecular function: chemokine activity; CCR chemokine receptor binding. Bases 94 to 462 code for a protein of 122 amino acids.
CCUCUUAUAAAUACAAGGGCAGAGCUGGGUCCAGGGAGUCAGGGAGGAAAGAGCCCAGGAUCCUCAGGCCAGCACUGUCUGCACACUGGGGAGAUGAAGGUCUCUGCAGCUGCUCUCUCCUUCCUCAUCCUUGCUGCUACCCUUGGAUCCCCUGCCCAUGGAUCCCUGGCCAAGGAAUCCUGGGAUGAUGAACCAAGCAUGGUGAUGCAUCAGUUGAAUCCCAGAGGGCCCUCUCCCGGCUUUCACCAUCCUCCUGACUGCUGCCCGUCCUAUACCCCACGAAAAAUCCGAUGCAGAUUCAUGGCAAGUUACUUUGUAACGACCAGUGGGUGCUCCCAGCCUGCUGUCAUCUUCACCACCAAAAGGGGGCAGCCUGUCUGUGCCAACCCCAAUAAUGCAGAAGUUCAGGAUUGUGUAAUGAACCUGAACAGGAUUCAACUUGAGCUCCUGGCAAAUUGUUGACUGAUAAGAAGGGAUACUAGGUCCCAGCCAUCCAUAUCCAUUCUCUGUUACCUCAUCUCCUGGGAGCUUCUUGGCCUGAAUUAUUUUUUCAAAAGCAAUAAUUACUGUUCUGUUUUGGUUAUAAAAGCUGUGCAUUAAUAAAACAUAUCCAAUUUAACUUCACUUGACCUUUGAGAGGAAAAAGAAAUGCAGGAAUUGC